AGACUAGUUUAUUAGAGCAGUUGCUUAUGUGCAUCUGCUUUAAAAGCUUCUCUGAAAUCUAACACCAUGUACGCUGAAACAGCUUUCUCUUUAUUUCAUGUAAUAAGCAAGUUUGUUUGACAAGAUCUAUCACUCACAAAGCCAUUUACUCUUUAUUUUAUUCUACAUAAUCUAAUCCUGUAUGUAAUUUUGCAGCAAAUAUACAGAUAUACAAGUUAUGGGAACUAUAAAUGUCAGGUUGGAACUGUACAACCAUUUUGAACAUUGGAAUUCCUUUGAUUUACAACCCAUUUGCACCAUGCCAGGCAAAAGGGAGCUGAGAAAUGAGUUAAGCCAUUUAAGUGCUGGAGUGAUCUCUUCAAGAAAAAAGGUACCAAUGUGGAUUAUUUCCCAGCAUACAACAUUGGCAAACCAAUAACCUGUACCUUAAGGGUCAACGGCAAGUGUCUGAAAAUAUGGACCUCUCGUCCCUGCCAUCUGUUUCUGCAAUGUAUCAACCAACAACAUUUAAUUAUGAGCGCCCUAAACAUUUUAUACAAUCAAAACCGAAAUGUCAAGUGGAAUCCACGUCUCAGUCUACCAAUGAAGCUGUACAUACAAGCAGGUCACCUAAGAAAAUUUCUAUUUCAAUUCAGCCUCAGCCAUGCUCAUCAUAUAACAUGAGCUCUGCAGCACCGGUUGCACCAUCAAAGUGUAGUAAAACAGAAGUUCAUUUACAGCCCCAGUCUUCAAACAUUGCAUUAUCUGGACAAGAAAAUGAUCAGAGCAAAAAUACAUCCACUGCAUUUCUAGCAAUUUCACCUUCCAAGAGUCAAAGUAAACCAAAGAUGAUCAAUACUGGUACAUCAAACUUGCCCAAUGCAUCAGUAAAGACAGACUUAAGACAAGAUCAGCACGAAUAUGAAAGAGGGAUACAAGGAACAAAAGAUGCUUUGAUUCAGGACCUUGAAAGGAAGCUGAAAUGCAAAGACAGUAUUCUGCACAAUGGAAACCAACGCUUAACAUAUGAAGAAAAGAUGGCUCGCAGGCUUCUUGGAGCAGAAAAUGCUGCAUCAGUAUUUGAAGAUCACAUGGCAGACAGCGUUCAGGAUUCAAAGCAAAUCAGAGACAGUGUUACAAUGCCUAGCCUCCAACAACACGAAAAACACUCAAGGAAUAGAGAGUCAACAUCAGGAUCCAUACAGGAAAAAUAUUUUCCACCAAGAUUUUUGCAAGUUCCAGAAGACCUAACUGUGGAAGAAGGACAUUUCUGUCGAAUAGACUUUAAAGUGGCAGGUGUGCCUGUCCCAGAUGUUUCAUGGUAUUUAAAUGGGAAAGCUGUCCAAGCCGAUGACUUCCACAAAUUCAUAGUGUCUGAGAAAGGUGUUCAUUCAUUUAUAUUUGAAGUAGUUAAAACCUAUGAUGCUGGAUUGUAUAAAUGUGUGGCAUCUAACCGUGCUGGAAAAUCAACAUUUACAUUGCAACUAGAUGUACUAGCACAGGAACGCAAAAGGCCUCCAUGCUUUAUUCAAAAGCCAGCAGCAAUAAAAGCAAUUGAAGGAGAGAAUAUAAAAAUAGAAUGUCUGAUCUCCGCCAUUCCACAACCACAGAUAUUGCUGAAAAAAAACAAUGAGAUGCUACGUUAUAAUACUGACCGGAUAAGGUUAUACCAAGAUGAUAGUGGGAGAGUUUCCCUUGUGAUAUACAAUGUAAACAAAACAGAUGACGGAUGGUACACCAUAUCAGCAGUAAAUGAAGCAGGCGUUGCAACUUGCCAUGCACGUCUUGAUGUUGCAACUAUUGUCAACAAACAGAUGCCAAGUGUGAAACAACUUAAGGUUAAACCAACUUUUAGCAGGUACUCAGCACUCAAUAUGAAAGGGUUGGAUGUGCAAGAGGCUUAUUCACUGGAAAAGGACCAGAACUCUCAGCCUACGUACCCUGGACUUCUCGAAAGUGAAGAACUUUAAGUGGCAGAUUUUAGUAAAAAUAAGCUAUCUUUGAUCCUAAGAUGUAGUAAAAAUAUGCUAUCCCUGUAAACAGAAAACAUGACUGUUUUCAUUGCUGUGUUUCAUUGCUGUGUAAUAUUUUUUUAAAAACAUAAUAGUAUAACAGUAUAUUAGGAUAUCAAUUGCAUACACAGACUUUUUUUUAACAGUUAUUUAUGAGAUUGUAUUGGGAAUGUAUUAAUUCAAAACUACCAAAUAAAGUUACUCUGUGUUAAA
Messenger RNA from Xenopus tropicalis (tropical clawed frog), 2204 nucleotides. RefSeq names its product myotilin (gene myot). The transcript is spliced from 10 exons. The record is from RefSeq and is a predicted model, not a curated record. Lineage: Eukaryota; Metazoa; Chordata; Amphibia; Anura; Pipidae. The coding region runs from base 456 to 1949 and encodes 497 amino acids.